This is a messenger RNA of Trichechus manatus latirostris (Florida manatee), 5538 nucleotides long. RefSeq names its product discs large MAGUK scaffold protein 2 (gene DLG2). Gene Ontology annotation, biological process: cell-cell adhesion; receptor localization to synapse; receptor clustering. The transcript has 28 exons. Bases 729 to 3656 code for a protein of 975 amino acids. Lineage: Eukaryota; Metazoa; Chordata; Mammalia; Sirenia; Trichechidae. Gene Ontology annotation, cellular component: postsynaptic density membrane; neuromuscular junction; basolateral plasma membrane. Gene Ontology annotation, molecular function: kinase binding. The record is from RefSeq and is a predicted model, not a curated record.
GGUAGUUUGGAAAGAGAUUGAGAGAAAGAGUGGAUGUGGAAGCCAAGCCGCUGAACUCUCAUUUAGGAAAUCGUGGACCGUUUGCAUAGCUUAUGCUUACAUGCCUAAUACUACUACAGCGUCUCUAAAAACACCUUUCGGGGAAGGUUUGGUUUCUUCUCAUGAACAGUCUGUGUUUUUCCUCGCUGGAUAGGUAGCUGUUUGGAUGCGAAGAGAUGGCAUGAUGUGAAUGACUCCAGUGUGAAGAAAUCUGCUUCGCCAACUCAUCCUGCAUCAAGUGCCCAUUGAGUAGCACUGUCACUUUAAUGUCUCUGUGCCAAGGGAUUGCUUUCCUUCUUUUCAGUCCUCUCGGUUAAUACACGGGAGGAUCAGAAUCAGAGGGACAUUAAAGAACAAGCCUGGGGGGCUUGCAGAGCACAGAAGAAAAAAAUCAAAGUGACAGCAAGCUGGAUCCUAUCUGACUGAGGGGAAGACUCAGCUUGGAUUUCAAAACUGAACAGUGAAGUGGUUUGCAACAGUUACCUGGCUCUUGGCAUGAAUCCAGCUGAAUUGAGCUGAGACCUGAAAAGAUAUCUUGAAUCCUGUGGCGGUGGAAAGACCCAAGAAUGCCAGUCAAGAAGAAAGGUGGGCUAUGAGAUACUGACCGAGCUUUUUCAUUACUGGAAGAAUACUGCAAAAAAUUAAGGAAACCAGAGGAACAGCAGUUGAAAAACGCUGUUAAAAAGGUGAUGGGUAUCUUUAAGAGCAGUUUAUUCCAAGCUUUGCUAGAUAUUCAAGAAUUUUAUGAGGUGACAUUGCUAAAUUCUCAAAAAAGUUGUGAACAGAAGAUAGAAGAAGCCAAUCAAGUUGUACAGAAAUGGGAGAAAACAUCCUUUCUUGCUCCACACCAUGAUAGCCUUCAAAAGUCUGCAGAGCUUACAGGUUGCAGUGGGUCAAAAGAAAAUACUUCAUGUGUUGAACAAAAUAAAGAAAACCAGUGUUUUGAAUAUGAAACUGAUGAAAAGACAAGUCAAAACGAAGGCAAAUGCCCAGCCCAGAAUUGUUCAGUGGAAGCCCCUGCUUGGAUGCCUGUCCACCACUGUACUAAGUAUCGAUAUCAAGAUGAGGACGCUCCACAUGAUCAUUCCUUACCUCGACUAACCCAUGAAGUAAGAGGGCCUGAACUCGUGCAUGUAUCGGAAAAGAACCUUUCUCAAAUAGAAAAUGUCCACGGAUAUGUCUUACAAUCUCACAUUUCUCCUCUGAAGGCCAGUCCUGCUCCUAUAAUUGUCAACACAGAUACUUUGGACACGAUUCCUUAUGUCAAUGGGACAGAGAUUGAAUAUGAAUUUGAGGAAAUUACAUUGGAGAGGGGGAAUUCUGGUCUGGGAUUCAGUAUUGCUGGAGGGACAGAUAAUCCCCACAUUGGAGAUGACCCUGGCAUAUUUAUUACGAAGAUUAUACCAGGAGGUGCUGCAGCAGAGGAUGGCAGACUCAGGGUCAAUGACUGUAUCCUGCGGGUGAAUGAGGUCGAUGUGUCAGAAGUUUCCCACAGUAAAGCAGUGGAAGCCCUCAAAGAAGCAGGGUCUAUCGUUCGGCUGUACGUACGUAGAAGACGACCCAUUUUGGAGACUGUUGUGGAAAUUAAACUGUUCAAAGGGCCUAAAGGUUUAGGUUUCAGUAUUGCAGGAGGUGUGGGGAACCAACAUAUUCCUGGAGACAACAGCAUUUACGUAACUAAAAUUAUAGAUGGAGGAGCUGCACAGAAAGACGGGAGGUUGCAAGUAGGCGAUAGACUAUUAAUGGUAAACAAUUAUAGUUUAGAAGAAGUAACACAUGAAGAGGCAGUAGCAAUAUUGAAGAACACGUCAGAUGUAGUUUAUCUAAAAGUUGGCAAACCCACCACAAUUUAUAUGACUGAUCCUUAUGGUCCACCUGAUAUUACUCACUCUUAUUCUCCACCAAUGGAAAAUCAUCUACUCUCUGGCAACAAUGGCACUUUAGAAUACAAAACCUCCCUGCCACCCAUCUCUCCAGGAAGGUACUCGCCAAUUCCAAAGCACAUGCUUGUUGAAGACGACUAUACCAGGCCUCCGGAACCGGUUUACAGCACUGUGAACAAACUGUGUGAUAAGCCUGCUUCUCCCAGGCACUAUUCCCCUGUGGAGUGCGACAAAAGCUUCCUUCUUUCAGCUCCCUACCCCCACUACCACCUAGGCCUGCUCCCAGACUCUGAGAUGACCAGUCAUUCUCAACACAGCACUGCAAUGCGCCAGCCUUCAGUGACUCUCCAACGGGCCAUCUCCUUGGAAGGGGAGCCCCGCAAGGUGGUCCUGCACAAAGGUUCCACUGGCCUGGGCUUCAACAUUGUGGGCGGGGAAGAUGGAGAAGGUAUUUUUGUGUCCUUCAUUUUGGCCGGUGGACCAGCAGACCUAAGUGGGGAGCUCCAGAGAGGAGACCAGAUCCUAUCGGUGAACGGCAUUGACCUCCGUGGAGCAUCCCAUGAGCAGGCAGCUGCUGCACUAAAGGGAGCUGGGCAGACGGUGACCAUUAUAGCACAAUACCAACCUGAAGAUUACGCUCGAUUUGAGGCCAAAAUCCAUGACCUACGAGAGCAGAUGAUGAACCACAGCAUGAGCUCCGGGUCCGGGUCCCUGCGAACCAAUCAGAAACGCUCCCUCUAUGUCAGAGCCAUGUUUGACUAUGACAAGAGCAAGGACAGUGGGCUGCCAAGUCAAGGACUUAGUUUUAAAUACGGAGAUAUUCUCCAUGUUAUCAACGCCUCCGAUGAUGAGUGGUGGCAGGCCAGGCGCGUCACACUGGAGGGGGACAGUGAGGAGAUGGGUGUCAUCCCCAGCAAGAGGAGGGUGGAAAGAAAGGAACGUGCCCGAUUGAAGACAGUAAAGUUUAAUGCAAAACCUGGAGUGAUUGAUUCAAAAGGGUCAUUCAAUGACAAGCGUAAAAAGAGCUUCAUCUUUUCACGAAAAUUCCCAUUCUACAAGAACAAGGAGCAGAGUGAGCAGGAAACCAGUGAUCCUGAACGAGGGCAAGAAGACCUCAUUCUCUCCUAUGAGCCUGUCACAAGGCAGGAAAUAAACUACACCCGGCCUGUGAUUAUCCUGGGCCCCAUGAAGGAUCGGAUCAAUGACGACUUGAUAUCUGAAUUCCCUGACAAAUUUGGCUCCUGUGUGCCUCAUACUACAAGGCCAAAACGUGACUACGAAGUGGAUGGCAGAGAUUAUCACUUUGUCAUUUCCAGAGAACAAAUGGAGAAAGAUAUCCAAGAGCACAAGUUUAUAGAAGCCGGCCAGUACAAUGACAAUUUAUAUGGAACCAGCGUGCAGUCUGUGAGAUUUGUAGCAGAAAGGGGCAAACACUGUAUACUUGAUGUAUCAGGAAAUGCUAUCAAGCGGUUACAAGUUGCCCAGCUCUAUCCCAUUGCCAUCUUCAUCAAGCCCAAGUCUCUGGAACCUCUGAUGGAGAUGAAUAAGCGUCUAACAGAAGAACAAGCCAAGAAAACCUAUGAUCGAGCAAUUAAGUUAGAACAAGAAUUUGGUGAAUAUUUUACAGCUAUUGUCCAAGGAGACACCUUAGAAGAUAUAUAUACCCAAUGCAAGCUUGUUAUUGAAGAGCAAUCUGGGCCUUUCAUCUGGAUUCCCUCAAAGGAAAAGUUAUAAAUUAGCUACUGCACCUCUGACAACAACAGAAGAGCAUUUAGAAGAACAAAAUACAUAUAAUAUACUACUUGGAGGCUUUUAUGUUUUUGUUGCAUUUUAUGUUUUUGCAGUCAAUGUGAAUUUUUAUGAAUGUACAACACAAACUGUGUGAAGCCAUGAAGGAAACGGAGGGGCCAAAGGGUGGGACAGAAAAGACAUUGCAGUAUGCAGGAAGGCUUUGGUUUGUUCAAAGUGCCAGGUGUAGGGAUGAACCUCUGACAGGCUUUCUGCCCAAGAGAUGGGCAGCCUUCCUCACCCCAGCAGAUGUCCAGAGCUGAUUUAGCUGCUGAUCUCUCUGUGUUUUUUGCUUUAAAGAAAAGUUGCCAGCACUUGAACCUCACCAACCUUCCCAUUACCCACAUCUGUAAUUGGUACACUUCCAAUUUUAUAACUAUGCACAUCCUUUGAUUUCUUACCAAGAAAAAGAAAGAAAGAAAGAAGGAAAAAAGGAAGGAGUCCCUUUGGAGACAGCAUAUCAGGGAAGGAUAAGUGUGUAGUUUCUUUGACUGGCAUCUGCAAAGACAAGCAUUUCAUAAAAUUCACAAGAGUAUGGAGGACUGACCUUACUAAAAGGAGAGGACUCCACCUGGGAUUAGCUUUAUGAUGUUGAUUGUCUAUUUUGCCAUUUAUAAAGUGAAAGAAGGCACUAAAGAUGAGAAUAAUUUAUACAAUAAAAAUAUAUUAAAUGUAUAGAAAUGAAUUUCUAUAGGUUAAAAAAAGUUUUGUGAAAUAUUUUAUAAAGACUAACUCAAAGACUAAAUGUAUGCACUCUCAGCAGAUCAUGAAAUUCAAGACCUGAAAGUUGUACUCUCCCUUUUGUUGCCAAUGAUCCAUUAAGAGCACCUGAGUUCCUUCGGAAGUCUGACAAAGACCUCCCUCACUAUCCUCCUAUGACCUCCCUUCCACACUAGAGAUAUACUCUCAUGAAGCACAUUUUUAAAUGAGUUGCCCUCAUGGAUAUUUUUCGACGACCUUUCAUUAAUACAUUUUUAAGUUGAUGGCUUUUCAGAAACAAACUCAUACAAAUGAUACUAAGGGAAGUUUUUGCUUUUCUCUUGUUAAACAACCUGGGCCUGCUGUGCAAAUAGCUGAAUAACUUGUUCCUAGUUACUUACAUUUCUUAAAGGAUCUUUUAGUAUUUUUGGCCAGCGAUGAGUAAUUAGCAUUACUAUUUUUUUUGUAUCACAGAGUAACUGAGGGUUUUGUUAACAGCCAGAGAUGGUAUACAGCCUUGGGGAGAUCUGUCCCAACAUACACUUUUUUUUGAGGAAGAGAGAGAAGAGACAUAUCUGGUUGGGGGGUGAGGGGUGCAGACUUUUGUUUCUGUGUGCAGGGCAAAAAGAUAGAACCACAAGAAAAAACAAAUACUUUGAGCUCAACCAACUGAACUGCCUUUCUUGGGGCUGCACCUGGACCAACUUUAUUUUUUAACAAUUACAAUAAUGAUGACUAAAAAUAGAAAUCUCCCAAAGCCUAUAAACUGAACCAGAAUAGUUAGUUCCAUGCUUCAAAGCUGAUAUCAGCAUUGCUUUUGCCCAACGUGUUUAGGGAGAGUUACUUCAGUGAUCUCAAUAACCACUCAACUCUGGGUUCUAUGCAUGCCCAGACUAAGCCCCAUCGCCUUAUUUCUGGGGUACAUCCAGACCUGGCAGGGAUUCUGCCACACUGUGCAGCAAACCAGCACGUAGGCUGGGGUGGGAAAGCAAGAGACAGAGCCAUCAGUAGUGAUGGGGCUUAUUCACAGUAAGACCAUCAGAGCUCAGGUUGAGGGUCUCUUUCCAAAAACAAGGAUUGUUCGUCUCACACUAAAUACUAAUUGUCUACCUGGCUGCAGUCACCAAAA